This is a messenger RNA of Acaulospora morrowiae, 216 nucleotides long. The record is from the annotation of a GenBank genome assembly. NCBI's taxonomy places the organism in Eukaryota, Fungi, Glomeromycota, Glomeromycetes, Diversisporales, Acaulosporaceae.
UCGAUUCCGAAGAGAUUUCCAUUUCUAGUAAAGGAUGAAGAUGGUAAUGUGAACGUUCAUCCGAUUAAUAACUUUUUAAUUCCCUAUGACAUUAGUUCAUCGCUUCGUAAAUUAGCAUUAAGGCAGAAAAUAAAUCGAGAAGCAUCAGAUCAUUACGGUAUAAUGAAUAACAGACUGAAUACUCCAGCACCUAUGAUUGAACAAGGAUAUGAUAAA